Messenger RNA from Molossus molossus (Pallas's mastiff bat), 2931 nucleotides. RefSeq names its product chromosome unknown C9orf131 homolog (gene SPATA31G1). The transcript is spliced from 4 exons. Bases 1 to 2931 code for a protein of 976 amino acids. NCBI's taxonomy places the organism in Eukaryota, Metazoa, Chordata, Mammalia, Chiroptera, Molossidae. The record is from RefSeq and is a predicted model, not a curated record.
AUGGACUGGCUGCUAGAGGGCUUCCUUGGGGCUAAGGGGGACAAGGGGAGUCUCUGUGGCCAGCUGACCCAUGCCCUCGCCUGCAGACACUGUGGCAGCAGCUGCCUCCAGAGUACAGGGAAUUUAGUGAUACUAUUCCUGUUCAUGAUUUGGCAGAUCCGAAAGUGGUGGCAGCUUGGGAGCUGGCAACAUCUUCAGCCCUGGUACUCUGGAGAUGUGAUGCAAGGCAAGGGCCUACCACUUCUGUACCAGGUGGCUUUCCUUGGUCAUCUGUGGAGGCAGAAGUCAGAAGAGGAAGAAGAGGAGGAAGAAGAGGAUAAAGAAGAGACAGUAUCUUUGGAUCCAUGUUUUCCCAAAGCUCCCACUGGAGAGCAAGCUCCCACAGCCCCAUCCAAACCAUUCUGUGAUUCUGAGAGCCUCCACAAGGCCAUAGGGACACCAGAGCAAGGACUCAUGCAGACUCCAAGCCCUUCCAGAUCAUUCCCCACCUUUCAGAUCCUGACCAACCUGCCUGUGAGGCAUAAGACAGCAUCAGGGAGUCAUCUACAGCAGAGAAAAAGCCAGCUCUUCUGGGGACUCCCCUCUCUGCACAGUGAGUCUUUGGAAGCUAUGAUCCUGAGCUCAGGUGGCCCCUCUCCCCUGAAGUUACUUGUUGGUCCUUCUGUCUACUUCAACAAGUUUUCCUUCCUGCAUGGAUCCAACCUGCUGUUUGCCCAGUAUUGCUCCCCAACCCAGCUUCCUACCCAUAAAGUCCAUACUACAAAAGAUCUGGAAGAGAUGGCUAAUGAUCUGCAGCAACUUCCCCCUCCAUCUUUCUCUUCUGUCCCAUCCCCACCACUCCAUCUUAAGUCCUUUCCCAUAGACCUCAAAGGAGUCCGUUCUGGUGCUCAAGCACAUACACAAACUCCAGGGAGUCAAUCCCUGGGAGUUUCACCUGGAUGUGAGACUCAGUGGAGAGCCACAGGACAUAAAAAGAGUCCUCAAGCUUCUAAACUCCCAAUGCCAGCCCCGUACCAACCCCCCAAUUCUCUGUCAGAAUCCCAGAAGGUCAGCUCUGAAGGAGGAUCUUCUAUACUUAAUGACUUCUGGGGAACCAUGGGGCACAGACAGAAACCUGAGACCUCCAGGUCUCCAAUGCCAACCCCCUGUCCUCCCUCAGACCCCCUGCCAGAACUCCAGAGAGGCAGUCCCAUGGGAAAUUUAUCUGGAUACAAGCCUCACUGGGGAUGCAAAGAAAAUUCAGGAAACCCACAGGCCUUUGAGCCCCCAACCUUGGACCUCAACCCUGGGUUCUAUGGAACUAGCCCUGCACGUGUUCCAUCAGGAUCUGAGACUUUAUGGAAAGACAUGCAAAACAGAGAAAAUAUUUGGGUCUCUGUAGACUCAGUUUCCUCUCCCAGCCUUCCCUCAUCCUGUCUGCUGGAGUCUCUAGGAAUGGGACCCACGGCAGUCCUGUCUAAGUCCAAAGAUUUGUGGGAGACCAUGGGGCAGACAGAGAACCUCUGUACCUCUGAGUCUACAGCCCCUUCAUGGGGGGACAUGAAGCUGAGGGAAAUCUGUUGUGUUCCUGUGUCCACGUUCUGGAACCAUAACCCACAUCCACACUCUAUGUCAAAGUUUCACUUAAGUGAGCCUAUAGGAGACCAAGGCAACUGUAAGCGUGAGGGGGAAGCAGUAGAACAGAGAGAGAACUACUGGGUCAUGCAGCAACCAGCCCCACCUCCCAACACACACACUGCUCAUCUACCAGAUCCACACAUUGACCUUGAGUUUGUGUGGAAGAAUGUGCAACAAAAACAGAUCCCCCAGGGCCCCAGCCCUCCAGCAAUGGAUCCCCUGGCGCCAAUACCCUGGCCUCCCACCCUAGCUAAGGCUCUGAAGACUGAGCUCAACCAGUCUGGCCUACACAAGGAUGAGCUGUUCCUAGAAGCUAAGGCAGAGAUCCCACCCUCCCAGAGAGAGGCUGUCCCAGAGAUGUCCACCCACUCUGGAAUCCAGGCCUGGCACUGGAGUAGAGAAUUAGAACUCAGGCUAAAAAAACUACAGCUUAGCUCUGCUUCCAGAACCCCUGGCCCAAGUCAAUCAUUUGGCAGCUUCCCUGCCCUGAGUUCCACAACUCCAGAUACUUGGAGACGCUUUUCCUGCCCCUCACAGCAGACUCAUCACCCCAGUCUGUGUUUCCACACUUCAAGCUGUCAUUCCCCAAAAGAUGAGAACACAAUAACUCAGCCUGUCCAGAUAUCCCACUAUUAUCACUCCCACUCUUCUUCCCAUCCUCAGCCACAAGGGUUUAGGACAGAACAAAUGUUUCAGAGAGAGCAAAGAAUGAAGGCAAAGAUGAUGGCCCAAGUGGCCCAGGUCUCACCUCAGGGAUCAUGUAUUCACAUGGAGGCUGAUGACAACUGCCCAGGCUUAAGAGAUCCCUCUAACUCUGAGGUUCCAGUCUCAGGUAACAGACAGGACAAGGCUUCAGUCCUAUCUUCAGCCAAAAAGACAGACAGCCCCAGGAAACCCAAAGCAGGAGACCACAGAAGAGCACAUGCAAGAUUGGGGUCAUCCACGGUUACAGGGAAGAGCCACCCAGCCCAGACCAGAAGACUAGUGGAGGCCCAUGGAGGCCGACUUUUCCAAAGAUCUCAGCACAGGAACCACAGAUCUCUACACAUCGUUCUCCCCAAGAAGCUUCACUCCAAGGGUACAGGGCCCCAAUAUAAGCAAGGGGCAGGGCUGAGAGCUGGUGAUAUCCUGAUCCCACGGCACUGUAAGCACUGCCCUUGGGCCCACAUGGAGAAGCAUCUGUCUUCCCCCACACCUCAGGCUCCCCUUAUUAGGGGUGUCCAAAGGGUGUUAGGCAAAUUUCUGGGUACCCAUGAACUCCUGCCCACCAAAUCCAGUCAGCAUGAUGAAAAAGCUGAGAGUACUGGCAUCUGA